GCUUUUCUACAUUUGCUUUUGGCUUUGAGUAAAUACAAGUUCAACGCCCAGUAUUGAAUUUGGAAGCUUUUUAAGUUUCAUUAAUCAUAUUGAUAUUCUAUCUUUUAAGAACGGAAAGGAAGGCGGCGCAUUAAAUCAAUCUGCCACAGUACAACGACGUCAUGGAGCAGUCAUGGAUGCCUUUUGAAUGAAAACGCACGUGCAGCGCUGUAGUAUGUCGUCGUCUGAAAAUUCGCCACCCAUUCCAGCUAUUUAUCAUCCGAUCAUCUCUCCCCACUUGCACAGCAUCCGAGGCAAGUCUCACCUGUACGAUCACGUUAUAAGACGACGACAAAUAAAUGUCGCUGAAUAUCUGAUGAGUUUGCAACCGAUACUCCUUCCUCCUUCAUAAGUUCCACUGGAGAAGAUCGUCUAGAUGAUCUACCGUUGCUUCUUCGAUUUAGUUUGAAUUCAUCCGCCAACGGUAACAGACACCUGGGGUUAAACGUUACCAGCAAGUGAUUAUAGUACUCCCACGAAUCAGAAUUUAGACAUAAUCAUGAUGUCGGGUGGAAAGAUCGCCAUUACGGUCGUGAUCUGUACGAUGGCGCUGUUCUAUCACGCACAAAGUCAAUCUUGCCCCGAAAAAAAUGGCCGCUAUCCUGUGUCCGAUCAGUGUGAUGCGUACAUCGAGUGUGUGGACGGUGAACCACGAAGACAGCUGUGUCCGGACGGUUUACUGUUCAACGACAAGGCAUCACUGUUCUCAUACCCGUGUCAGUAUCCGAUUGAUGUCGACUGUGGCAGCCGUGCUCGGACACAACCUCCAAUCCCGACGGAGGACUGUCCACAUCAGUUUGGUUACUACAAGGUGGGCGAUAGAGCCAACUGUGGACAGUUUAAGAACUGCGCCGGUGGCACGGCAUUCGUUCUCGAUUGUCCCACCGGGUUAGCGUUCAACUCGGCCACAUACCAGUGCGAUUGGGCGGACCUGGUGGAAGAUUGUGAUGCCGAGGCGUACCUUGGUUUUAAGUGUCCACCGCAGGCCCAAGGAUUGAUCCAGCCGGUGCGUUUCUUCCGGGCACCGAAUGACUGCCAGAAAUAUUUCCUCUGCGUCGAUGAUAGGCCGAGGGUCAACUUUUGCGGUCCGGAACAGGCCUUCAACGAGCUGAUAAACGCGUGCGAUGGAAUCGCCAAUGUAACCGGAUGUGCCUAGAUUUGGUUGGUGGUUAGAUUAAGCUCUUAACUAAUACUCGAAUACGUGCGUGUUAUGUUAAAUGAUAUAGUCGCACUCCACAAUGGCGUUCUUUGGCGUGUGCGAAUAAACUGAUCACCCAGCGAA
Molecule: messenger RNA, 1321 nt
Organism: Anopheles funestus (African malaria mosquito)
Lineage: Eukaryota; Metazoa; Arthropoda; Insecta; Diptera; Culicidae
Product: protein obstructor-E
Exons: 3
Coding region: 539-1195 (218 amino acids)
Cellular component (GO): extracellular region
Molecular function (GO): chitin binding
Source: RefSeq, a predicted model, not a curated record